CUGGGAGGCGCCUGCCCUCUCAUUUACCCCCCGUUUCCUCCACACCUCUUUGUUUACACCUACAGGCCGAUCGAGCCCCGGCAGACGGAGGAGCAGCUCCGCAGACCCCCCUCUUCUCCCUGCGGAUCAACUAACAUGAGUGUGUUGCUGCUCGGCCUCGUUGUGCUCUGCGGAGCCUCUGACACGGUGGUUCCAGUCCAGAUGGGGCCGCAGUCUCUCGGCUUCAGUUCGUCGGUGCGCUCGGUGUGCAAACCCAUCCCCAGCACCCUGUCUCUGUGCCACGGGAUCGGCUACAGGCACAUGCGGGUCCCCAACCUGCUGGGCCACGACUCGCUGCGGGAGGCCCAGCAGCAGUCGGCGGCCUGGCUGCCGCUCGUCUCCAAGCUGUGCCACCGGGACACCAAGAAGUUCCUGUGCUCGCUGUUCGCCCCGGUGUGUCUGCCGGAGCUCGCCGGGCCCGUCAGCCCCUGCAGGGCCCUGUGCGAGGCCGUGCGCGACGGCUGCGUGCCCGUGAUGAGCGCGUUCGGGUUCCCGUGGCCCGAGAUGUUCAACUGCAGCCGGUUCCCGCGCGCGACCGAGCUGUGUAUCCCGGCAACCGGAGAUCGCGAGGGGCGGACCGAGGAGGAGGUGAAGCACGAGCAGACGCUGAAAGGGAGUGUUAUCUGUGAGGCCUGUAGUCUGGCUGCUGAAGGAGAGGCAGACAUCCAGGAGAACUUCUGCCACAGUCCAUAUGCAUUUAAGAUGCGUCUGGGCAGUGUGUCGACGGUGGGGGGGGACCGUCAGCUGGUGCCGACGGCCCGCAGCCGCAUCCUGAGGUGGGCAGGGGGAGGAGCGGAGAGGGCAGAAGGGAUCGGAGGCGCCAUGGCUCACAAUGCUUUGUGGUUGCAAGAAGGAGGCACCUGUACGUGUCCUGGUCUAGACUCUGCAGGCACCAACCAAGACCAGCAGGUGGAAGAGGAGCAAAUGGAUAAAGGACAAGCUAAAGUAGGGAAGGAGGGGAAUGGGCCCCCGAAUGGACUGUUCCUUGCCCUGUCUCAGGCUGAGGAGGGAAGGCUGGUGCUGACUCGACUGGUGAGGUGGACCAGAGGGGACAAGGAGUUGAAGAAGUUCAUCAGAGCUCUACUCAAGCAUCCCUGUCCUGAGGUGUAGGGUCAACGACUGCCGUCCGGCCAGUCCACAUUAUCUGUGGCCUACCUGACUGAAUCCACAUUAUCUCAACUACACACUGGGGAAAGUGAAAGGUUUCUUUCCUAUUUGUUACCAGAAAAACCCAACACCCGAUGAAAACACUAGAUCCAGAACAAACAUAACCUCCUUGGCGGAGACAAUAGUCUUUAAAAUGAAUCACAUAAGAACAGGUUUUUAGAAAACAUGUAAACAAAACACUGUUGAAAGUUCAUAAACAUUUGUAAAUGUGCAUACAGGCUACUUCCUUGAUGAAUUGUUCCUGAUUAACUUAAAAAGCCACAUAAUCAACUAGAAUGGCACUCGGUACGCCGCAAACCACCGCCAAGGCCUAUCAGACCAAUUCAAUUCGAAAUUGUGUCUAUUUUUUCUUGUAUUUUUGUGUAAAUUUGUGUAUAUAGAAGAGACUUAAUGGUUUUGAAACAAGUCAAAUCUCAACAUGUUUUCUAUUCAUCAUACACAAGGUGGAGCAGUGUAAUUGUUACUCCUGUAAUGAUAAUUGUUUUUCUUAUACUGUACUACCUAUACUAUCACAAAACUAUAAUUCUGUUAUACGCCAGUGUGUUUAUCAUUGACUGUUAUUGUAUAAUAUUGUUUCACAGCAGCAGAAAGACGAGAGGGCUGAAUAUACAGACAGGACAGGAAGUGUGUUUUGUACAAUAAAUCAUUUAAAUUUGGGUUUGGCGUCUAUUUUUGCAUUUUAUUGUAUUUAUUUUGACCUAAGACGAA
Platichthys flesus (European flounder) is the source of this 1914-nucleotide messenger RNA. RefSeq names its product secreted frizzled-related protein 2 like (gene sfrp2l). Gene Ontology annotation, biological process: non-canonical Wnt signaling pathway; negative regulation of canonical Wnt signaling pathway; canonical Wnt signaling pathway. NCBI's taxonomy places the organism in Eukaryota, Metazoa, Chordata, Actinopteri, Pleuronectiformes, Pleuronectidae. The coding region runs from base 136 to 1149 and encodes 337 amino acids. Gene Ontology annotation, molecular function: Wnt-protein binding. The record is from RefSeq and is a predicted model, not a curated record. The transcript has 3 exons.